AUGGACAUGCACAUAUUGUUUGUGGACUUUAUAAAAGCUUAUGAUUCUAUUCAUAGGGAAAGCCUAGUAAAUAUACUCAAAGAAUUCAGAUUCCCAAGUAAAAUUGUAAACCUCAUUGGAGCAAGCGUCAACCAGACGAAUAUAAAAGUUAAAAUAGCAAACACAACAUCACACCCCGUGAGAGUGACAACAGGUUUCCGACAAGGCGAUGCACUAUCUUCAGUGUUUUUAAACCUGGUACUUGAAAAAAUUGUACAAGAAAUGAACGUUUCGGAAGGAAUUGAGCUAGGCCAGGUAAAAAUAGGGCGCAUAGCAUACGCAGACGAUAUUGCUCUCUUGGGAGAUAAUAUUGAGAUGAUAAAAAGUCUGGGAAAGAAACCUCUAAAGGCCGCGGAGAAAGUAGAUUGACUGUUAAUGAUGAUAAGACAGAAUAUUUGAUUGUCAGUCGAAGUAAUAGAGUUUAUGGACUAGAACAACAUAUUGAGUUAGAAGGACAUACAUUUAGGAAAGUAUCACAAUUCAAAUAUCUGGGAUCGAUUAUUACUCAAGAUAAUGAACUUAAGACAGUGGUUUCGUCGAGAAUACAAUUAGCUAACAAGGGAUAUUAUGGAUUAUACUCCGUGCCACGAGAGAGUGCGACUAGGCGGCGAUCAAAACGUGUUCAUUUCAGCGCAUUCCCACCACAUUUCUGUCAAGGUUGCCUACCGUCGGUAUGUGUCGAUCGCCGUCGUACCGUUUUCGAACGACGUGGUUGUAAUAUACAGAGCGGUUACUGGUGUCAUCAUAUUUAUUGUUAUUACAUGAUUGUUCUUCAGUGCGGUUCAACGUUUUACGUGUAUCUAAUACGGUUUUGAAACUGCGAUUUUUUUUUUUUCUAUUUAAAUAGACAUUAAGACGUGUUAUUUAACUAUUUAUAAUGGCCGAUAUUUCACCUGUCAAAAGGAAUCCUUCUGGAAAAGUAAAUAUUAAUAAUAAAUAAUAUUAUACUAACAUUUUUUUGUUCUAUGCUAAAUGCCCAAUAUAUUGCUAAUUCUUCGUAUUUUUUUUUAAGUUCAUUGGUACUCGACAAAAAGAAAUUAUUGUCAAUUUCUAUAAAAAUUUAAUGUUGGAGCAAGAGAAUAUAGAAGCUAGUCAAAAAAUAAAAUAUAAGAACAUCGUCAAAACAAUUUCAAAGACGAGUCUUGGUCUUGGACAAAAAACAGUGGAACGUACGCUAGCAGAAUACAAAAGUAAAGGUACAGUUUCAUUGCCAAAUAAAAAAAAAAAAUAGGAAGACAGUGAUAGACAAAACCGACGAUUUUGACCAAAACGCCAUUAGGCUGAAAGUCCAUAGUUUUCGGUUUAAUCGAGAAAUACCUACUUUGAAUAAAAUGUUAGUGGUUGUAAAUGAUGAUAAGAAUUUGCCAAAUUUUUCGAAGACGUCCUUACGCAUGAUUUUAAAACAUCUAAAUUUUGAAUAUUUGAAAAAAAAAAAUCGUAAUAGUGCACUUAUUGAACGAAACAAUAUCGUGUGUUGGCGUCGUAAAUAUUUACAAUCUAUAAAACAUUAUAGGCUAAGUGGUAGACCAAUAUACCUUGACGAAACCUGGGUCAAUGCAGGUGAAACAAACUCAAAGGCAUAAAAGGCACAAAAAAAUAUUCAUUUCCAACCAUGUCUUGGACAAAACAAAAAAUUAUAGAUUNAGCAGAAUACAAAAGUAAAGGUACAGUUUCAUCGCCAAAUAAAAAAAAAAAAUGGGAUGACAGUGAUAGAUAAAACCGACGAUUUUGACCAAAACGCCAUUAGGCUGAAAGUCCAUAGUUUUUGGUUUAAUCGAGAAAUACUUACUUUGAAUAAAAUGUUAGUGGCUGUAAAUGACGAUGAGAAUUUGCCAAAUUUUUCGAAGACGUCCUUACGUAGGAUUUUAAAACAUCUAAAUUUUGAAUAUUUGAAAAAAAAUCGUAAUAAUGCACUUAUUGAACGAAACGAUAUCGUGUUUUGGCGCCGUAAAUAUUUGCAAUCUAUAAAACAUUAUAGGCUAAGUGGUAGACCAAUAAACUAUCUUGACGAAACCUGGGUCAAUGCAGGUGAAACAAACACAAAGGCGUGGGUCGACACAACAAUACAUUCGCCCAGAGACGCAUUCCUUCGAGGACUCACUACUGGACAAAAAUAACUUUCACGGAAGGGGAAACUAUUAAUUGUGUUACACGUCGUGUCAUCUGAUGGGUUCGUCCCUGGCGGUCUUUUAUCUUUUGAGUCAAAGAAAAACACGCUUGACUAUCACGAUGAAAUGAAUGGGGACACGUUUUACGACUAGUUCACCAAAAUCCUACCAUCUCUAAAAGACAACGCCGUAAUAGUGAUGGAUAAUGCUUCAUACCAUUCGGUAAAAAAUGAUUCAUUUCCAACCAUGUCUUGGACAAAACAAAAAAUUAUAGAUUGGUUAGNAAAAGAAGGUGAAAUAAUUCAGCCAUCGUUGGUUAAAUCUGAGCUUUUGGAACUAGCAAUUAAGUAUAAAUCACUGCACGACAAGUAUGUGAUAGAUGAAGUAGCAAAAGCUUGAGCCGCUGUAUACAGACAGCGGUCGCCACAUGGUGGGGAAAGUUUGGGUUCUGGACGUCGGAGUUAAUCAUUUGCGAUAUGCGUGGCACGGAGUAUAGAAAGAAUACUAAAAUCGAGGACACUCUCUAAAAAUCUAAAAAUAAGAAUGUAUAUGACAUUACUACGACCUAUUGUCCUGUAUGGUUCUGAGACGUGGGCAUUGAGGAGAGCUGAAGAACAGAAUCAUUCUACUACUCCGGACAACCGAAAUAAUUUCAAUAAAUCGCUGUCUAAAAAAUAAUUAUCUAUUAAUAGAUACAUUUAAUUUUUCAGGACCUCUCCCAGAAAAAUGUAGACAAUCUGACAUUAGCUUAGAAACAUUUUUACACAAAACUUAUAUUAGUUUUUUCUAGGCAUGCUUUUCAAAAUAUGUUGAACUUAAGUAUUCAUAACAGUUCGUCUUCCAUUUUUUUUGUUAUUUUUUGAAUUAAAUAUAUAUUUAAGUGUUUUAUUUAUUUUACGAAUUGAAGUUGUGAAUUUAUUAUUUGAUUAUCAUAUUAUUUAUUUAGUUUCAAGCAGAAUUUUAGACAUAAUAGAAGUUAUUAAACAAGUAAAUUUGAAUAUUAUAAUGUACGAGUGGACAAAGUAUUAUGAAAAUGAGAAAAAUAGUAAAAUAUUGUAUAUUAUUUCACUUGAGUCUAAGAAUAAAAAGCUAACAGAUAAAAUACAAUUGCCUACAGUUGUACGCGUUUUUCUGUACUCAUAUAAUUAAUGCAAUAGGUAUUUAUUAAUUUAUGUUUUUAUGUAAGUAGAGGAAUUGGAUUGGGUUAAUUAUGUUCAACCUGAACAUUUAAAAUAAGUUAAAUUUGUACAGGAAUAUUGCUUAAUGUCUGUGGAAGGUUGUUAUACUGAACUUCAUAUCAAUGUUUUUUGUACAUCUGCGUGGUAUCACAUUUUAAGAGAAAUUGAGGUAAAAAUAUUUUAUUUUUAAUUCAUCCUGGUAUAUAUACUUUAAAAGAUAUUUUUAUUUUAGUGUUUUGGUUAAUACCUUCGACUUAAGAAAACAUCAUAACAUAUUAGGCAUUAACUGAAAAAAUGGGCCGCACAUUUUUGGGAGUUGUAAUUAAACAAUAUAGUCGUGUAUUUUUCAUCACUGGAGAUACAGUUUUCAUACUUGCUGGUUGGAUUUAUGCUGUUUACACUCAUAUGGACUCAGUAAUGUUUGGAGAAAAAUGUUUUCAGUGACGAGGCCCACUUUCACCUCAGUGGAUUUGUUAAUAAACAAAGCUACAGGAUUUAGGGGAAUGGAAAUCCACGAGUAACCUACGAAUAUCAAAUGCACCCUCAAACUGUGUAGUAUUGUUUUAGCAAUAGAAUAUUAGCAUUAGGAUGAAGAUUUACAAUAUUCUCAACUAAUUCAAAAAUUUGAGCAUAAGUAUCAUAAAGAAAAUUAGAAGGGAUAUAGACAUAGCCUAUUAAGCUCAGUAUCAUUUAAAAUUAAUAAGACUACAAAAAAAAAGUCAAUAUUAGAUAUUUGAUCUGUAAUAAGCUCACAUUUAUAGAUGUGAUUAAUAAUGAAACUCCACCGCCAGAAUAAUUGGACGAUCUAUCAGAUCUAAAAAUGUUAUAAUUCACAAUACCUAAUUCAUUAUUUCUCAUACAAUCUUAAAUCUUUUGGCACAAUUUUGGGCACUCCUUUAACAAAUUAAUGGUUAAAUCUGGCUCACUUGAUAAACGUAGGCUAAGUUCAUUAUGCAAUUUUUUCAUAAAAUCUCUUUGGAAUUGAAUACGGUCCAAACUGAUAUCGAUCUGAGAUGAAAAAUUGAUGAAAUAACUUAUGUUUACAAUUGAUAAUAUUAAAUGCAUUAACAGGUGAGGAAAAAAUUAUUUUUUGCGGUUUGAGUUUAAUAUCAUUACGAUAACAUCCAAGACGUAUGACCUUGACUGGCACUGGUCUAACAUUAAAUUUGUUAACAAACUAACGAAUAAUAUAAUUUACCUAUUCUAAAUUAUGAGCAAUUCGGACUUCGACUUGAUUAGAAUCACUUUCAGUAAUAUUAUAAAAGAUAAAAUUGUAAGCUUGCAAGUUACAAUCAUUAAUCUCAUUAAUUAUAAAUUCAUUAUUAAGCGGUCGGAGUGAAUCAAUUUAUUGAAAAUUAGCUUUUAAUUCUUCGACUUUAGAAAGAAGUUUCUUUAUGAAAACCUUUUAAUUGAGCAGCUCAUGGAAACUUUGAUCGUACGAAAUACAAAAGUAUUUUUAAUUUUUAAUCUUGAGUGUAAGACAUUUUAAUUCUAACAAAAUGUAUAGGCAUAUUUAAACUACCAAAGUUGGAAUUGCACAUAGAACAAGAUAAGAUAGGAACCAUAUAGAAAAAUAUUUAAUAACAAUAAAACGAAUAAAAUUUUUAAAGAGAAAUAAGAGCAAUUAAAACACACGUCUAUAUACUAUAGCAGUCAACAAAUAACUGACCUAAAUAUAUUAAGAUAUUUAGCUCAGAAAGGAGACAUUGUCCUGGACUUGUUCUUUUUCGGCAUUAAACACUAACUUUAGUUGUUGGUAUUUACAUAACGGUUUAAUAAACUAGUCACAUUUUCAGAUAACAUGCUUAUCUAUUCAGGUUGAAUAUUUAUAAAUUCAGUAAUAACUCAAUUUCGUCAGAAAUUGGGCAUGUCCCUUUUCUGCACUUAGUGAUUCAUCUAUUAUUAGCGACGGCUCGUGUUAUAGUGUAUAGGAGCAGUACACCACCCACAAAUUUGAAAACCAUACAUUGUUAAAUUACUACAAAAUAAAAAUAUAUAAAAUAUAUAUUAUAAACUAGCAUUCAUAUUUAUUUAAGAGACAAAAAUAAAAAUUAUUUUAUAGAAUUUAAGAAAUAUUUAAUACAAAAGGUCGAAAAAAAACGAGUGUUAUCGCACGUUUUGGUAUAGGGUUUUUCAAUUUGAGCUGACCGAUGUUAGCUGUACUGUACGACCAUAUCGUUUUGGUGACGUCUUUAGUAUUCAGUCUUCAGUCAUUAAUGCCAAAUCAUCAUGACGAGUUACAUUAUUGAGCAGCACGUCUAAAUCACGAUUUAAUAUACAGGGUCAUUCAAAAUGAUUCAUCCAAUUUAAGAUCUUAUCAAAUAACGUAGAAAUUAAUAGAGGGUAAUAUCAAGUUUUAGAAUAUCAAUAAUUCAUUAUUUUUAAAUUAUCGCUUAAGGCGAUAUGUUAGUUUACACAUAUAUGUCGACAGGACAGCAUAAAGCGUUUUGUGUGUUGCGAUUUUCGAAGUGUGAAUCGAUAAUAACUGUGCAACGUGAUUUUCGUCGUCAUUAUGAUAUCGAUGCACCGAUUGCUCGAGCAUACGUCAAUGGUAAAAACAGUUUGAAGAAACUGGGUGUUUAUGCAAAGGAAAAAGCAUAGGUCGACCUCGUGUAUCCGAUUAUAAUAUAGAAAGAUUUAGAGAGAGUUUUCAAUGCAGUCCGUGCAAGUCAACCAACCGCGCAAGUCGAGAACUAGAAAUUCCACAAACAACUGUUUGGCGUGUUUUAAGACGGCAUUUAACUAUGAAACCAUACAGGUUGCAACUGUUGCAGGCUUUAAAACCCAAUGAUAAGUUGAAACGAAUUGAAAAAUUUAGAAAAACUAUCAUAUAAUAUGAAAAAAUAGUAAUAAUAACAAUGCAAAUAACUCAUGCAUCAACAUGAUUACUUUAAUUUGGGAGCGGAGUGAAAGAUUUAUUGUUUUACUAUAAUGCGUCCCUUUUUUUUUAUUUUUAUGUUUGUAAACACGGUUUUUACUAGAAAACGUGCUCUAAUCAAAAAAAAACAAGAGACUUUUUUGUUGGAAAUUUUGUUCCAUUGGUGUAUUAUUACUUUUUGAUUUCCUCAACCGUUUUGUGGGAAUGUGGGAAAGGCGCGAAAAAACGUGUAACAAAUUUUUAUGGCACCACGCUGUCACCAAUUUCGUAAUUUUAAUUUAUAUCUACGAUGGUUAUUAUCAGAAAUCUUGUUUAAUCAAAAAAUGACAAAUGACCUUUUUUGUAGAAAGCAGUAUGUAUCUUCUUACGAAAACUGAAUUUUGAUUUUCCAAGCGGUUUACUAAUAAUUAAAAAAAAAAAAAAAAUACGAAAAAUUUUACAAAAAUAUUUUUUGUUCUAAAACGGUUAAAAAUAAUCGAAAUGAAUUGAAAUUUUACAGAAUACUAAUAUUAACCUUUUAUAGACAUGCUAAAGUUUUCAACAUAUUGUAAAGACUUUUUCGAUAUAUGUACGUAUUUGACUUUUUAAAAUUAUUUUUAUGUAUUUAUCUUAGGUAAGUUUUAUAAGAAUAAAAUAAUUCGAAUAACAGAAAUGUUUAAAAAUUUAAUACGAGGUUAAUAAUAAUUGUAGGUAUAAAUUUAAAAAAAAUAAAAUAAAAAUAAAAUUGUAUACAUUAGUUUGUUUUGUAUAAAUAUUUUAAGAUAAAAUUUUGACGUAAAAUUCACAGGUUAUUGUAUAACUGAACUUCGUUAUUUUUUAGUAAUGGUUUAUCAUUGUAGACAGACAUCUGUAUAUCAGGUAUGCAACUAUCAUUAUCUUUCAGAUAAGCAUACAAUACAAACAAAUAUGAAUGAUAUCAAAUUUUAUUAAUAAAUAUUUAAAAUGUAUGUCUGUUAAAGUAGUCACCGGGUCUGUAAGAGUUAAAAUGUUAAAAACUAAAAAUGCGAAGAUAGGCCACGACUAGUGAUUUAAGCUCUCGUAAAUUUACUAUGUAAAAUGUUACCUGUAAGGUAAAUUUACAAAAAAAAUGUAUGAUUUACAUUUUAAUUACCGUUUAAAAAGUUGAGUGACUACUUUAUUGGUGUGUUUUUGUAUAUUUUAUCAAGAUAUAAUUAUUAUUAUAAUACAGGACUUUUAUAAAUGGUAUGGAUUAUUGUGAUAAUUGAUGAUAAUUGUGAAUAUUCUAAAUUUUAAUAAAACUAUAAUUAUUAAUUGUAAUUUUCAAUAAAGGGAUAAAAUACUUUAUACUUUAUUUAUAUUUAUCUUGCCUUCUUUACAUAAUAUUAUGAAAAAAUUCAAUAGGUACACGUUAAAUUGAAUUUUAAUAAAAAUUUACCAUUUUUACCGUAUAUUUUGUAAAUUUUCAAGUAAAAUUACUCGGUAAAUUACCAACAAUUAUUUUUACGUAAAAUCCACAUCACUAGUCAUAAUAAUAUCGAUAAAAGUGGUUAUGGAAAUCACAAUACUAUUUUUAGGUAGGUAUUAUAAUUUAUCUUCUUUUUUCUGCUGUACCACUACUCAUGGAAUGAAUCGCCAUAAGAUGACGCCCAAUGGAUCCAGUUAUACCUCCAUUACAAACAAACUCGUUAUCUUCAUUACCGCCGCAAAUAAAGUACAAUAAUAUAUUAUAUUUAUGGAUACUGUGAAAACUUUUUAUAUUAAUAUUAAUUAUGAUAUAAUAAAUAAACCUAACCAUCGCACAAGAAGCAGAUAACUGUGACGAAAUUGACAUGUUUUUAAAACUUUAGCUAUAACUGUUAAAUAAUUUCCAAAUGCUGGGGAAAUAGAGGCAAAAGUCAACAUUUUUACUUUAAUGACCUAGUUGGAACAAAAUUAUUCAUAUCUUGAACAACCUAACCAUCAAUUGGCUAUUCAACCACUCAAUAAUUUUGAAAAUUUAUCAGAAAACAGUGAUCCUUCUGAAUCAGACUAUCUCUCGUCAUCAAUAGUAGCAAAGGCGUACUCACAAUCUUCAUGUUCACAGUUUAGUACGUUUGAUUAUGACUACUAA
Messenger RNA from Cinara cedri, 8274 nucleotides. The record is from the annotation of a GenBank genome assembly. Lineage: Eukaryota; Metazoa; Arthropoda; Insecta; Hemiptera; Aphididae.